Molecule: messenger RNA, 1643 nt
Organism: [Candida] anglica
Lineage: Eukaryota; Fungi; Ascomycota; Pichiomycetes; Serinales; Debaryomycetaceae
Source: the annotation of a GenBank genome assembly
ACCUGGAAAAGAAAAUUUCGGAUGACAUCUAAUGUGCAAGUUAUUCACUUUUUAUGGAGCAAUAACAACAUUAUCCGGGCAAAUCUGGAUCCGUGUAAAUCGACGAGCAGCUUUGUCAUUCAUUUCUCAUGCAUCGUCAACAUAUGGGAAAUAAACUUGAAUUAGUUAUUAAAGCGGUAAAUUUCGUCUUUUUCAUAUGUUUUUCAUGUUAACAAUUUUGUAUAUCUUUACUAACUAGCUUUUUACUUUCCAUUAUGAAGUCUACAGUAUUUUUAACAAUCAUAAGUGCAUUAACACUAGUAAAUUGUGCCACUGUUCCCGAAUCGCCCUGGACAGCACUUACACCUACUGCGAGCCUUGACCCAUCUGUCAAAGCAUUGUCGAGUUUUGAUGGUUCUUUUGCCCUCGCAGUCGUCACUCUAUCUGCAAACGGUGUUAACGCAACUACUACAGGUGUUAUAAAAAGAGAAGCAGCAACACAGAUUGCCGAUGGCCAACUUCAGCAGCUCACAGAGACUGAAGGAAAUGUACCUAUUGCUACAACACUUGGUCAACAAGAUGCAGAGUCCAUCCAAGGACUCAUUCAACAAUUGUCUUCCCCGCAACUGAAUCAAGAGAACCUUCUUACACAAAUUGGUGACGGUCAACUUCAACAAAGUUCAGGUAGUGUUCCAACUGAAAUACCAACACCUACAACCGAUUCGCUUCUCGCUCAAAUCAGUGAUGGUCAACCUCAGGAACAGUCUAUAGUUGCUCCUUUACUCCAAACAGCUUCAGUCCUUGGGCAAAUCAGUGAUGGACAAGUACAACAACAAACCACUGCGUCUCUUCUUGCUCAAAUUGGAGAUGGACAAAUCCAGCAGCAAACCACUGCCGAUGUUCUAGCACAGAUAAGUGAUGGUCAAGUCCAACAGCAAACUGUAAAGCCUUCUAGUGCUUCAGUAUUAGCUCAGAUUACAGAUGGCCAAGUCCAACAGCAAACGACAGUUGCCCCAGCUCCUACUGAUUCUGUUUUGGCGAAUAUUUCAGAUGUGCAAAUCCAGCAGACAGCCACUGCUGCAGCCAUAGUCAAUUUUGGACAACUUUCUGAUGGGCAAAUUCAAGACCAAUCAACUGCAGCUGGUUUAAGUCAGAUACCAGACGGACAACUUCAAGACCUCUCAACUGCUCCUGGAUUAAAUCAGAUUUCAGACGGUCAAUUUCAACAGACUACUUCAGCUGAAAUUCAAUCAGCUCAGAUUACUGAUGGACAAAUUCAAGCGACAGCAUCUGCUUCAUUUGAUAGUUCUGGAUUUGGACAAACUUGUGCAGCUCCAAACUCAUUACAAGUUCAUUUGAAUAAUGGUGUAUUGACCGAUAGCCAAGGGAGAAUUGGAGCUAUUGUCGCAAACCGCCAAUUUCAGUUUGAUGGACCACCACCACAAUCAGGCACUAUUUAUGCUGGUGGCUGGUCAAUCGUUCCUUUAGAUUUCCAAGAUGGCUCCACAUCUACGACCGGUGGCCAGUACGGUAAAUUGGCUCUUGGCCAACAAACAACUUUUUAUAGAUGUUUAUCCGGUGACUUCUACAAUUUAUACGAUCAAAGCAUAGGAGGACAAUGCUCUGAGGUCGAAUUUACUGUAUUGAAGAUUGUUUCAUGUUGA